GCCGUUCCCCCGACAACGCGCGGCCGUUCCCGGGCAGCGCGCGCCCUGCCCUGCAGCUGCCGCCAUGGACGCUGGGCCCGGUGCAGCGCCUCACCCGGCUCGCGGCCGCCCCGGCGCGCCGUCCUCCGCGACGCGGGCUCCGGGGGCGCCCUGGGCGCGCUUCUCGGCCUGGCUGGAGUGCGUGUGCGUGGUCACCUUCGACCUGGAGCUGGGCCAGGCGCUGGAGCUGGUGUACCCCAGCGACUCCCGGCUCACGGACAAGGAGGUGGGUCCUGCCCUUUGGGAACGGACAUCGCCUGGGGAGCAGGCCCUCACCCGGUUUCCUGUGUUUCAGAAAAGUAGCAUCUGCUACUUGUCCUUUCCUGACUCCCACUCAGGCUGCCUCGGGGACACUCAGUUCAGCUUCCGCAUUCGUCAGUGUGGAGGGCAACGGCACCUCUGGCACCCAGAUGACAGGCACUGUGACAGCGGGGUCCCCGUGUCUCUGCAGAGGGAGCCUGCACACUACUUUGGCUACGUGUACUUCAGACAAGUGAAGGACAGCUCCGUGAAGAGGGGCUACUUCCAGAAGUCUCUGGUGCUGGUGUCCCGCCUGCCCUUUGUCCGGCUCUUCCAGGCACUGCUGAGCCUGAUUGCCCCUGAGUACUUCGACAAGCUGGUGCCCUGUCUGGAAGCGGUGUGCAGUGAGAUUGACCAGUGGCCAGACCCUAUGCCUGGGCAGACCCUGAACCUGCCUGUCAUGGGAGUCGUCCUCCAGGUGCACAUCCCAUCCAGGGCAGACAAGCCAGAAUCCAGUCCUCCAAAGCAGUGCGGCCAUGAGAACCUGCUCCCAGCCCCCGUGGUCCUCAGCAGUGUCCACGAACUGGACCUGUUCAGGUGCUUCCAGCCCGUGCUGGCCCACGUGCAGAUGCUGUGGGAGCUCAUGCUCCUCGGGGAGCCGCUGGUGGUCCUGGCACCCUCACCUGCCGUGUCCUCGGAGAUGGUGCUGGCCUUGACCAGCUGCCUGCAGCCCCUCAAGUUCUGCUGCGACUACCGCCCUUACUUCACCGUCCACGACAGUGAGUUCAAGGAGUUCACGACGCGCACGCAGGCCCCACCAAACGUGGUCCUGGGGGUCACAAACCCUUUCUUUAUCAAAACACUCCAGCAUUGGCCCCACAUCCUCCGCAUCGGGGAGCCCAGGAUGUCAGGGGACCUUCCUAAGCAGGUCAAGCUGAAAAAGCCCUCAAGGCUGAAGACCCUGGACACCAAGCCAGGCCUCUACACGGCGUACACGGCCCACCUCCACCGAGACAAGGCUCUGCUCAGACGGCUGCUGAAGGGCCUGCAGAGGGAGCGGCCUUCAGACCUGCUGAGCGCCCUGCUGAGGAGGCACCUCCUGGAGCUGACGCAGAGCUUCAUCAUCCCUCUGGAGCACUACAUGGCAAGCCUCAUGCCCCUGCAGAAGAGCAUCACGCCCUGGAAGGUGUUGUCCAGGACCCCUCCCCAGAUCCGCCCCUUCCGCCAGGAUGACUUCCUGCGUAGCCUGGAGCACUCAGGGCCCCAGCUCACCUGCAUGCUUAAGGGCGACUGGCUGGGCCUCUACAGGCGGUUUUUCAAGUCCCCCCAUUUUGAUGGCUGGUACCGGCAGCGGCACAAAGAGAUGGCCCAGAAGCUGGAGGCCUUGCACCUCGAGGCCAUUUGUGAGGCGCAGAACAUUGAGAUCUGGAUGAAGGACAAGUCCGAGGUGGAGGUCGUGGACCUGGUCUUGAAACUUCGGGAGAGGCUGGUUCGGGCACAGGGCCACCAGCUUCCUGUGAAGGAGGCAACGCUGAAGCGGGCACGGCUGUACAUCGAGAUGGUCGUCCGCUCUCUGCCCACGGACCUGCAGGUGGUCCUGUGCUCUCCCUAGCUCGGCCCGAGGGGCAUGGCCCAGGGACGUGGCCACAGGCACCUCCUUCUCCCCAGUCAAGCACAAGCGCCCCCACCCAAGUUCCUGCUGCUCCAGGCUUUGGCCUCCCGCCCAGCACCACCAUUGUCCCAGCCGCAAAGGUGACAUUUGGAACCACAGCCUGGCCCCUGACUGUCAGCAGAUCACGUGCUGGCCAGAGCCUCACCUCCCCCUGGGCCCCACCUGCCCUCUACAGGGUCUUAGGCUGGGGGUGGGGCCAGCUGUGGGCCUUGGCUGAUCUGAUCUGGGCCCAUGGCCACCUACCCCCUCCAGGUGCCCAUCUGCCCAAGCCCAGGCCUUGUAUCUGGUGGGUCCUUUGGCCCCACCAGGCUGCCCAGCCCAGGACAGGAGGAGGCAGCUGACAGGCAGACCUCUCUCCUCACACAGCCCACCUACUUGUCUUGCCUGAGGCUGGAGGAGUCCUUCCUACAGUCCUCAGCCUGGGAGGGGCAGGGCUCUGCCCUGUGGUUUGUUGGGAUGCCCCCAGGGCCCUGGUGGCUGCUGGGAGGGUCCAGGGCCUUGUCCUCGUUCCAUCCUGGAACCCCGCUCCCAGCACCAGCCCUGUCUGCUCUGUCCCACAGUGCUUCUUGGCUGACAGGCGCCCCCCACGUGCAGCCAGACGGGUUUCAGAUUAGCCCGACCAGGCCCCUCAGCUGGAGCCCUCAACAGCCACCGCAGCUUGGAGGCACUGCGCUCCUUGGCCAUUAGGGAAAGGCCCGGAGAGGUGACCCACUCCCCCAUGUGACACCUCGGAGCACUGGGCCCAGCAGUGGUUGGUGCUGUCACAGCUCAGCACAGGGUGACGGCAGCACUGUUAGCCAUCACGGGAGAGGUGUUGAGGCGAGGACCCAGAGUUGCAGGUCUUUGGGUAAGUCCAACCUUACCCAACCCCCAGACACCUCAUCUGAAAGGCAAAGCGGUGUAGACACCUGUGUGGGCCUCGGCGGCUCCCUAAGCUGGGUCCCAGCAAAGCGAGGUGGUGCAGGGUGCAGGCUGUGCCCCUCCAGCCGGAGCGCUCACUGACACCUCCACUCCCAGGCUGGGUUUGGCAGGCACUGGUCUCAGCUGUCACUGUCAGCGUGUCCGGCCCUGACCACAGCCUGUCACGUCCCCGUUCUACAGGCAGCUGAGCCCAGUCUGGGCCGUGACUGCCUUAACAGCAGAAUAGGGGAGGGAAGGGAGCGAACCCAUUUUUGCAGAAGACACAAGCUGGAGAUCCUGGAGUGAGGAAGGACCUUGUGGGCCCUGAGUGCCCCUCUGGACAGAGUGCCUCUCUGGAUAGCUUGCCCUGGCCGUCUGGUCUAGAGCCCAAGGGCCAUGGCUGCCAGGCAUGUGGGUGGCUUGGGAAACUGGCCGGACCCCCUCAUGACUGCGAUGCCAUCCGUGAGGGGUGUGCCCCAGCUGUCACCCCAGGAUGUUGCAUGUGACAGGGAGCUGGGGGACCACAGGCUGCGGGGGGGGCCCCUCUGGGAAGCCCCCUGGGACCUUUGCCACCAUCAGUCCAGGAAGGCACAGCCAGACUCCCCUGAUGCUGGGUGUCCUCCCUGAGGGCUCUGGUUUUGUCCACAUAGCAGUCCUUCACAAUGGCCUGUCCUCAGGAUAGCUGUGGGGGCUCCAGGGAGGGACGCCUGGCAGGGUGGGCAGUGCUGCCAAGGACAGAAUCCAAAUCUGAAGGAGAAAGGAAGCCCCUACGCUGGAGAGCCUGAGGCCAUGAAGGGUCCCUCUUCCUCUGGGUACAGUGCAGCCUGGGUGGGGGAGCUAGGUAUGGAGUCCUGCCAGCUCCACCCUCUCCCCGAGGAGCCCCCGUGUCCCUCUCAGCAUCAGGUUAACUGUAGCUUGGCUGAGUCUCUGUCUCCCCACCUGGAUGGAAGCAGGCAGUGAGGGGAGAGGAGGGGGCAGGUGGGUCAGAAAAGGCAGAGCUCCCCCCGCCAGGGUCCCGGGGGGGAAGGAGGGCCAGAGUGUGAGGCCGCCUGCAUGUGGGGGCUGCGUGUGGGCCUGGGGUGGUGGCCCAGGAUGGGGGUGGAUGGAGGACAGCAGUGGGCUGCUGCAGGGACAGGAAGGACAGGCUUCGCCCCUGAGCUUCCUGCACACUAUUUAAAGACCCUUUUAGUCUGGGAUGAUGGCCUUCCCACAUCUUUGGUAUUAAAAUGCCCUUCUGUGACACAA
Messenger RNA from Camelus dromedarius (Arabian camel), 4096 nucleotides. It is a transcript of the gene DENND6B, whose product is annotated as DENN domain containing 6B. Gene Ontology annotation, molecular function: guanyl-nucleotide exchange factor activity. The record is from RefSeq and is a predicted model, not a curated record. The coding region runs from base 65 to 1891 and encodes 608 amino acids. The transcript has 19 exons. Gene Ontology annotation, cellular component: recycling endosome. NCBI's taxonomy places the organism in Eukaryota, Metazoa, Chordata, Mammalia, Artiodactyla, Camelidae.